AUGAAUGGUCCACACCAGCCUAUGUCGGGACCAUGUAUACAAGUGAAUACUACGGUUCCAUUGCUAUCACAACACAUCCUCAGUGCUUACAAUUAUUCAAAGGAAAAUUUUUCUGUGAAUUUUGAUUCUAAUGAGACUGCUGAGAAUGAAACGUCUCGGGGCGACAGAGGGGCAGUACCUGAGCCCCCUGUGUACCUGUUACUCUUCGCUACAUUGUUUUAUGUAGUGAUUUUCUUAAUUGGAAUUAUAGGUAAUUCGGCUGUGAUUGCUGUCAUAAUUUAUGGAAGAAAUAUCAAGAAUGCUGUCAAUCUAUAUCUAAUUAACUUGUGUGUGGCAGACCUCCUUGUCAUGGUUGUGUGCAUGCCACCUGUCCUCGUAGAGUUACAUACUAAGGAGGUCUGGUAUUUCGGCGAGGUCAUGUGUAAGACCGUGCCAUUCCUCGAGAUGGUGGUUGCGUCUGCAUCGGUGUUUACAAUUAUUGCUAUCAGCGUGGAGAGGUACAAGGUCGUGUGCAAACCUUUAUCAGUCAAAGUAGAGAACGUCCUUUUCGUCGCAAAGGUGAUUGUCGUCAUAUGGUUAGCUGCCGUCUUUGUCAGUGCACCAAUGAUAUCUAUUGUUAUAUACAAGGACAGCAACUUGCUAGACGGAACACCGAUCAAAGUCUGUCGUGCACCAAUCAGAACAACAUUGCAGCGGGCAUAUAUUGUCAUAUCAACAUUUCUUAUCUAUAUCAUUCCGUGUGCUCUUCUUUUUACUCUGUAUUGCCGCCUGUGUCGCAAGCUUAUCCCCGACUCUGAAUGCCCUUUUGAUAUGUACGAGCGUUACGUGAACGAAAAAUUACGUCUCAGAAAACAAGUUGUGAAUAUCAUAGCAACUAUAGUUUCCAUGUUUUUCUUGUGUCAUCUUCCUUACAGAAUCGUCAGUUUAUGGCUAAUAUUUGAAAACAGUAAAAAUUUGGCACGUUUGGGACUAGAAAAAUAUCUUGCAAUAGUUUAUACGGCAAGAAUAUGUUUAUAUGUUAACCAUGCAUUAAACCCAAUUCUAUAUAAUUUUGUUUCAAGAAAAUUCAGGCGAACGUUUAAAAUGAUGAUUUAUUUCCGUGGGAAGCGAAAUAGGAAUAAUUCCUCUCAGAGACGUGUUAUGGAAAGGAAAUCGAGAGAAUCCAGUGGUAUGUACUGUAAAGGUGAAGUCAACUUGAUGAGGAUAGAAGUACAACAGCGUCAGACAUCUUCAUCGACGUCAUCAUCAUCAAAUAGACAGCGUAUCAACGAUUUUUGUCCUCUGUAUAAAAACAUCGCCAAUUCUAGAGAAUACGAUGACAUCACAAAUCAGCAAAACUGA
Molecule: messenger RNA, 1341 nt
Organism: Ylistrum balloti
Lineage: Eukaryota; Metazoa; Mollusca; Bivalvia; Pectinida; Pectinidae
Product: pyrokinin-1 receptor-like
Exons: 2
Coding region: 1-1341 (446 amino acids)
Biological process (GO): G protein-coupled receptor signaling pathway
Cellular component (GO): plasma membrane
Molecular function (GO): G protein-coupled receptor activity
Source: RefSeq, a predicted model, not a curated record